This is a messenger RNA of Salvelinus sp. IW2-2015, 1372 nucleotides long. RefSeq names its product vasoactive intestinal polypeptide receptor. Gene Ontology annotation, cellular component: plasma membrane. The record is from RefSeq and is a predicted model, not a curated record. Gene Ontology annotation, molecular function: peptide hormone binding; vasoactive intestinal polypeptide receptor activity; G protein-coupled peptide receptor activity. Gene Ontology annotation, biological process: cell surface receptor signaling pathway; adenylate cyclase-modulating G protein-coupled receptor signaling pathway. NCBI's taxonomy places the organism in Eukaryota, Metazoa, Chordata, Actinopteri, Salmoniformes, Salmonidae.
GUAACCUGUUACACCUGUCCUCUCUGUCAUCUAGGUAACCUGUCGAAGACCUGCACCAGUGAUGGCUGGUCUGAGGUUAGCCCUGCUUCCUAUGCACUGAAUUGUGGGUACAACGCCAACGUCACCAAAGUUGAUGAUGAUGACACGGAGGAGUUCUACUGGGCAGUGAAAGUAGGCUACACUAUUGGACACAGUCUCUCUCUCAUCUCCCUCACCAUCGCCAUCGUCCUACUCUGCACUUUUAGGAAGUUGCACUGCACCAGAAACUACAURCACAUGAACCUGUUUGUGGCGUUCAUACUGAAAGCCAUUGCCGUCUUCAUCAAAGAUGUGGUUUUAUACGAGGUCGGGGAGUCCGACUGUCAACCUGAAACUGUGGGAUGUAAGGCAGGGGUUGUCUUCUUCCAGUAUGGCAUCAUGACCAGUUACUUCUGGCUAUUGGUCGAAGGCCUCUACAUCCACACCCUAUUGGCUGUCUCCUUCUUCUCCGAGAGGAAGUACUUCUGGUGGUACAUUCUGAUUGGCUGGGGGGCCCCAACUGUUUUUAUCACAGCUUGGGUUAUUACAAAGGCUUAUUUAAAACACUCUGGGUGUUGGGACAUUAUUAACGACCAUCCCUGGUGGAUCAUCAAAAUGCCAAUAUUACUGACCAUACUGGUCAACUUCAUCCUGUUCAUCUGUAUAAUCCGGAUCCUGCGUCAGAAAAUGAAUUGCAGAGACAUAGGAAGGAAAGAAUCUCAUCAAUACUCGAGGUUGGCUAAAUCCACGCUACUGUUGAUACCUCUGUUCGGAAUCAACUACAUCGUCUUUGCCUUCAUCCCUGAAGACAUCAACACUCGAAUCAGGAUGGUCAUUGACCUGAUUCUAGAGACCUUUCAGGGAUUUGGGGUUGCAGUCCUGUAUUGUUUCCUAAAUGGAGAGGUGCAGGGGGAGGUGAAGCGUAAGUGGCGGCGGUGGCACAUGCAAAGGUUUCUGGGUAAAGGAGACACCAAAUACCAGCAGCCCCAGGAUCUGGGUAGCAACGGUAACAACUUCAGCACCCAGAUCACCAUGCUGACCAGGUGUAGCCCCAUCACACGUCGAGCUUCCGACUGCCAGGAACACUUCUCUGCUAUCUGAGCCCAGCUCUGGGUGGUAACAGAGGGCAGAGAAGAGGAGGCAACAGAGACGAGCUGCACUGAAGCACUGUUCAGUAUUCAGUCAGCACAGCAGAGACCACCAGCCAACCACACACAACAACAGCAAUGAUAGGCUUAGAUCAGGAAUGCCCUCGGUCCCCUUUUGUAAGCCGCGGACCAAUUUAACACAAUUUAUUUUGCUUGUUUUUUUGUUUAAUUUAGGAAAACAGUUCCCAAGUAUUCCUACAAAAAAA